CCUGUUUCUGUGGCUCCUUGAAAUCAACCUUCUUGCUUUAUCACAGUGGGCAAGAAAGCGGUUCAUUAGUCAUACGAUCUGAGACACACAUAGCUAGCUAUAUGAGGCUAACCCAUUUCGACCGACUCAAAAGUUACAUUAAUGACAUCUAGCUAACGCGUUAGCGGCUAGGUGGAUGACAAGCUAGCGAUGGUCGUGGUUUUAUUGUUUGGCCUGUCACAACCGUUUUUUUUAGCCAGCUAACGUUAACUUUAGCAUAUUCUUUCUGUCAAUCAUCGAGAUAAACCCAAAUGGCAGAGAACUGGCAGGACGCGACCUGUCAACAGGUGAAGUUGAUAGCAGGUCGCCUGAAUGAGCUUCUUUCCACCGGCCUAGACCUCUUGCACUCAGAACUCGGGGUGGAUUUUGGAGUGAAGCCCGAGAUUCCGCCAUGGUUGAUCUUCUUAGCAGCGUGCAUUGGGCUCGUGCUAAUGGUGGCUAUGUGGGCCUCGGCCUGUCGUGGGCUGUUCAAGAAGCGAGCGACCAUAAUUGAAGUUGAUGAGACUAUUGAAAGCACUAAACCAGCUCCUAUCAAGGUUGCGAGAGCAGAGGAACAGAAGAAAAAGAAAAGGAAACCUACAGAAAAGGUAAUGUUUCCAAUGUUGCCUUACUAGCUAGUUAUGCUAUGCUAAUUAUGACAGCUCUAACGUCACAGUAGCUAGCUAGCUAGUAGUAGCCGACAUUAGCAUGAUUCGGCUAGCUAGAUGAACCUGUCACACGAGCCAAACUCAUAUUUUUUUCAAAUUCAGCCUUGUCUUCUCUUUUGUCCCGCAGAAAUCACAGCCAAAUGGUCGUACAGUUGCUGAGCUGCAAGAGGAAGUCAGAGUGACAGAAGACAACCUGCCAGUAGUGCCACAUCAUUCUCCUCAAGUCAAGACAGAAAAGGCUUCUGAGGUAGGCCUAAUGUUGCUUGCAGAGACAAAUGCUUGUAUGCUAGCCUAGGAGACUAGUGAAAGAGUUGAAUCUGUUGUAUGCAAAACAAAGUCCGUUGUAUGUAAACUAAGGUCAGGUCUGCUUGGGUAUAAUUAGCUAUGUAAUAUCCCAAUUUCUGCGCUAAACAUGCCUUGAAGAUGAGAACGGGCCUUAUGCCGUAUGUAGUGGAGUUUUACUAGUGAUGAUGUGGCUUUUAGACUAGAGGCCUGCCUCCCUUAGGACGCCUACUGUCCUGUGAUGUGCAGGGGCCAGCUGUCAGUGUCUGGUUGCCAGAUCUUAACUUGCAGAUGCAGCAAAUCUUAAAGGAUGGGACCGAUGGCUUCCUGAUUUAGCUAGUGUCAAGUGUGGCUACUCCGUGAUCAAAUACAGCUCUCAACCCAGCUGACUGUCAAUCAAUGCUCUUUAUAGUUGAUUUUGGCAUCAUUCUGCAUUGAGGCGCUGACAUUUUAAAUUUUUUUUAUUUGAUUUGUUGAUGUUUGGUUUAUAGCGUUUGAGAGUGUAAGUACGGUAUACCCUAUAAAUGACAUGUCAAAAGGCUCUUGGUAGACAGAUUUAGGGGAACAGGAUGGUGUACAGUUGAAGUCGGAGGUUUACAUACACCUUAGCCAAAUACAUUUAAACUCAAGUUUUUCACAAUUCCUGACAUUUAAUCCUAGUAAAAAUUCCCUGUCUUAGGUCAGUUAGGAUCACCACUUUAUUUUAAUGUGAAAUGUCAGAAUAGUAGAGAGAAUUAUUUAUUUAUUUCAUCACAUUCCCGGUGGGUCAGAAGUUUACAUAAACUCAAUUAGUAUUUGGUAGCAUUGCCUUUAAAAUGUUUAACUUGGGUCAAACGUUUUGGGUAGCCUUCCACAAGCUUCCCACAAUAAGUUGGGGGAAUUUUGGCCCAUUCCUCCUGACAGAGCUGGUGUAACUGAGUCAGGUUUCUAGGCCUCCUUGCUCGCACACGCUUUUUCAGUUCUGCCCACAAAUGUUCUAUAGGAUUGAGGUCAGGGCUUUGUGAUGGCCACUCCAAUACCUUGACUUUGUUGUCCUUAAGCCAUUUUGCCACAACUUUGGAAGUAUGCUUGGGGUCAUUGUCCGUUUGGAAGACCCAUUUGCGACCAAGCUUUAACUUCCUGACUGAUGUCUUGAGAUGUUGCUUCAAUAUAUCCACAUAAUUUUCCUUCCUCAUGAUGUCAUCUAUUUUGUGAAGUGCACCAGUCCCUCCUGCAGCAAAGCACCCCCACAGCAUGAUGCUGCCACCCCUGUGCUUCACGGUUGGGAUGGUGUUCUUCGGCUUGCAAGCUACCCACUUUUUCCUCCAAACAUAACGAUGGUCAUUAUGGCCAAACAGUUCUAUUUUUGUUUCAUCAGAGCAAAGGACAGUUCUCCAAAAAGUACGAUCUUUGUCUCUAUGUGCAGUUGCAAACCGUAGUCUGGCUUUUUUAUGGCAGUUUUGGAACAGUGGCUUCUUUCUUGCUGAGCGGCCUUUCAGGUUAUGUCGAUAUAGAUACUUUUGUACCUGUUUCCUCCAGCAUCUUCACAAGGUCCUUUGCUGUUGUUCUGGGAUUUAUUUUCACUUUUCGCACCAAAGUACGUUCAUCUCUAAGAGACAGAACGCGUCUCCUUCCUGAGCGGUGUGACGGCUGCGUGGUCCCAUGGUGUUUAUACUUGCGUACUAUUGUUUGUACAGAUGAACGUGGUACCUUCAGGCGUUUGGAAAUUGCUCCCAAGGAUGAACCAGACUUGUGGAGGUCUACAAUUUUUUGGCUGAUUUCUUUUGAUUUUCCUAUGAUGUCAAGCAAAGAGGCACUGAGUUUGAAGGUAGGCCUUGAAAUACAUCCACAGGUACACCUCCAAUUGACUCAAAUGAUGUCAAUUAGUCUAUCAGAAGCUUCUAAAGCCAUGACAUCAUUUUCUGGAUUUUUCCAAGCUGUUUAAAGGUACAGUCAACUUAGUGUAUGUAAACUUCUGACCCACUGGAAUUGUGAGACAGUGAAUUAUAAGUGAAAUAAUCUGUCUGUAAACAAUUGUUGGAAAAAUUACUUGUCAUGCACAAAGUAGAUGUCCUAUCCGACUUGCCAAAACUAUAGUUUAACAAUACAUUUGUGGAGUGGUUGAAAAAACGAGUUUUAGUGUAUUUAAACUUCCGACUUCAACUGUGUGAUUUCAGUUCUAUAUAUAUAUAUAUAUAUAUAUAGACCUAGCUUGACCGCGUUGACUUGAUUGAGUGACUUUCAUAAAAUGGGGUUUCUGUCCUAAUGGUGCAGGGGGUGAUAAGUCUGUAUGUUACCACUUUCCCUUCCCAGUAACUUUGCCUUGUAGCAUUAAUCCACCAUACAUGCUGAAUUCUAUAUGUUUAGGUAAAGAAGACCAAGAAGAAGCAGAAACAGGCAGUAAAGGAGGCUAAGACAGCUUCUUCUCAUGGCAAGGAAUCAGAGGAAGGUACGACAUACAGCACCACCACUAAUACCACCAACUGUUUCAAUCAAUUGUGCCUAGCAAAGCGUGGUGGGGGCAGACAUUUACAGCUAAUCGUUACGUCCUUUCAGAGAAAUUGAAAUGAUUCAUCUUUGAAUGUGUUAGAUGAAAUCAUUAAUUUAUGCAUUUAUAGACUAUCUGACUAGGGCCCGGUUACCCAAUAGUGAUGGAAUUUAGGCUUACGAGGGGGGGGGGAGCACUGCUCUAGGAUCAGCUUUCUCCUUUUUCAAUCUUACCUUAACAUUAGAAUUGUUCUUAAGCUUAUUCUAAUGCUUCCCCUAUAAUAAUGUACUAAAUCAAGAUUUGGCACAUCAUUGUGCACGUUACACAUAAUAAAAUAUAUUGAGGCAAAAUUUAAGCGGUAGCUUACAAAUAGCUAAAUAAAACUCAAUUGCAUUAACAUGAAAUGGAUUUCCAUAUCAUUCAAAUAUAUAGGUGUAUGUAACCUAGACAGUAUUUAUAUUUUAAUACAGUCAUCUCUGUUUUCAUCUGAAGUGUAUUUGUUAUGCAAAAAAAUUGGCUACUUUGUUUUUGUAGUCUGUCACAUUCGUUCUGAAGUUAUCGGCUGUAACAGAGAGACGGAUAAACAUCUUGCUUUUGUGUUUAGCAGAGAUCUUCUGUGUAUAAAGUGACGCGGAAGGGCAAAAGACAUCUAACAACGUACUUAGCUGUUCGAGUGGUCUGAGGCAGUCGUUAAAUAAUGGGUGUUUUCAAGAGCAACUUUAGUAAUGAUGGUUUUGGGAAACAGCUCAGAGAUGUAACGAUGCUCCUAAGAAGGUUCUAACGAUGAACGUAGCCUAGAGAUGCUUUUUGGGAAACCGGGCCCAGAGCCUUGACAUUCUAACCAUAGAUUUGAACACAAGAUGUAGGCCUAUUUAACUUUCUCCCACUAACCUGCCCCCAUGUCUUUAUCAGUCUCAGGCACCUGGGAGACCAAGGUCAGUAACAAGGAGAAGCGUGAGCAGCGCCGUAAAGACAAGACCACCGGUGACGGGUCAGGGAGCCCUGGAGGAGUGGAUCCUCUGCCCAGUACUCCUCCCACAGAGUCAACCAAGGCCAGCCCCAAAGCUGCAGCCCCUGGGUCUGGCUCUGAGAAGAAAGAGAAGAAGAAGAAAGGUAAAGCUAGCUAGCUUUAGGUCUAUCACCUUAUUGUAUACCUCUCUGUUGGCAAAAGGCUGCAGCUGAGCAGGCCUGAGCUUGGUUAAAGACACACACUCUUUCACAAACUUUCUGUAAACAGACUAAUUUGGCAUCCAGGGAGACUGCUACUCUGUCUUCUCGUGUUAUUGCGUUUUGCUGUUCCCCUGUUGAUCAGACCUGCUAUAAAUACAUACCCUGGAGGACUCCGAGCCCAGAGAGAGAGGUGUAGCUUCUGCUGCUUGUCAACUGCUCUGUUAGCCUGGAAUCCAAACUGACAAUAGAGAAACUGAGCAUAUCAGUUUGGAUUCCAGGCUACUGCUCUUUGUGUGUUGACCUGCUCUCCCUUUGCAAAUAGGAAAUAUAAAUGUACAUGGAAAUAUAGCUACAGCCUUGCAUUUAAACAUCACUGUUAUUUCCCAAGGGGAAUCCUCCAAAACCGAAGCUGAGAAGGCAUAUGCCAUCCCUGCUGUUGCCGUCGUUACACAUCAAGGUAAAAAAUAUACAUAUAGAUUAAAAUUAGCAUCUGAUUAAGGGUUAGGAGAGGUUCAUGAAAGAGUGAAAUCAAAUAAUGUCCCAUUUUAAGAAAAUGAAUUAGCUCUUACUUGUACAGUACUUGGUUGGAGUCCUUUUCUUAGGCAUACUAUUUAAAGUGGUGCCAAUGUGUGGAUGUUCUUGAAGGGUGUUAAAUGUGUGUGUGUGUGUGUUGGUGUCAGAUAUUAGCAGCGAGGAGGCUCCGGUAGUGUCUGGAGAAUGGACUGACCGGGCUGUGACAGCCCAAGAGGCCCCAGCCCUUACCAUUGUUCCUGAUCAGGAGCACUGGAACUCUCCUGAGAGCAACCAAGACACCUCUGUCUGGGGGCAGGAGACUGACGGUAAUGAUGGUAGUAAUAUUUCCCAGGAAUAUACUGCAUAUGUAAUGGAGCAUUUUUAUACAGCGAAGUAUACACAGUACAAUGACAUUUUUACUGGCAAGAGUUUUCACUAAGGUUUUACAUUUACAUUUUAGUCAUUUAGCAGAAGCUCUUAUCCAGAGUGACUUACAGGAGCAAUUAGGGUUAAGUGCCUUGCUUAAGGGCACAUCGACAGAUUUUUCACCUAGUCGGCUCGGGGAUUAGAACCAGCGACCUUUCGGUUACUGGCACAACGCUCUUACACACUAAGCUACCUGCCGCCCGUUUUGUAUUGCAAUGUUGUUAUUAGGAGGAUGGGCUGUCAUUGAUGCGGGGAUAACAGGGAUAAAGGCUAAAGACCUGAAUCCAGUCUCAUUCACCAGACUAGGAGUUGGCACUGAAUGUAAUGGACUGACUGUUCUUUGUGUUCCGUUUGUGGACUCUGGGUGUAGGAUCACCUUUUGGCCUCUAGAUGGCAUGGUUUACACUACUGACAAGUAUACUGCCUAACAAAGGCAAAACGCAUUAACUAUGAAUUUGGUCAAAAAUAUUUGAUCUGUUGUAAUGGCCAGGUAUAUUAUCUGAUUCAUGUGGUAUUUAUUUUCCUGACACAAGAACACACCAGUUGAUCAGAAUAUAUAAUGGAGUAUAUAUAUCACCGUGUAGCUCAGUUGGUAGAGCAUGGCGUUUGCAACACCAGGGUUGUGGGUUCGAUUCCCACGGGGGGCCAGUAUGAAAAAGAAAACAAAUGUAAGUCGCUCUGGAUAAGAGUGUCUGCUAAAUGACUAAAAAUGUAAAAAAUGAGUAUCAGAAAUUGCUGAUCAUAAUCUCUGUCUGUACCAUGUAGGUGUUUUAACUAGACCUUUCCUCCGGAUGUGUUUUCUGCUGUAGGUGGGUCUGCUGCUGCAGUGGACAGUAGCUCUGACUGGAUUGCCCCAGAGGUGGUGUGGGGGAACAAUGAGGAACCCCCUGCUCCAGUAGAGACUGCCCCCCCUGGCCUGGAGGAGCCCCUGCCAGAGCCUGUCAAGGUUAGUCACCAGUUGUCAACACUUUUCAGGUGCCCCUCACAAGAGGUUUCUAACAUCAAGGGCCUGUUCCUGGUUAAAUAAAUAACAUGUUUUAUAUUUACAUUCUGUAAAUAUAAUCUGGGAAAGUUGAGGAGCGAGAGAAACCAUCUGCAGAGAUGUUCCUAGUUAAACAGAACAUUUCAUCAUGAAGAGAGAGAUGACAAGGAUUGAAUUUGCAUUUAAAAACCUCUAAAUAUAACUUGAUGCAUAUGUGAGGAUAGACUGACUGGUAGUGAGCACUACAUCCUUGAAAUGGGACUAGUUUGACUGCAGUGCAACAGUUGCUUGUAAAGACACCAUGCUGUAUCCUGUACAAGGUUCUGCGUAGAGUUAUAGUAGUGAUUUGGGGAUUGUUUCAAUUUAAAAGCCUCUGUCAAACAAAGCUGCACAUUUACAUUUCAGAAGCCUUCUCAUGUAAAAAAUGUAUCUGCUACUUACUGUACACAUUCCCCUUGUUAUUAUUUAGACUUUUUAAGCUCAAGUUGGGGAAAGGUUGUCAUGUUGAGCAGUCUAGAUGUGUCACAUAUUUGAUUUAGUUUUGUACUUGGAAUAUUUUUGUUUCACACCAGGGAUCAGGUGAAGAGAGAGAAAAGGCAGAGCCUGCCGCUGAUGGAACUGGGAAAUCUAAAAAGAAGAAGAAGAAGAAGAAGCAGCAAGCUGAAGAUGCAGUAGUUACUGGCCAGGUAACACUAUAGACUAAGCAGUUGAAGAACAAAUCAGUUACUGGAUUACUCCUUAACAACAUUUUUACAAUGUUACUAUAGUAAUUAAUGUUAUUACACAUGAAUAGAGCAACUUAAUGUAAACUGUUACCAUCACUCAUUAUAACUACAUUGCUGAGUCCCUCAUUGGGUCAUUGCUAUCUGUGGCCUUCCUGAUUGGCUCAUAUUUGUUCUGUCUGUGAUUGACAGGAAUCAGAGGAGCCAAAUAAAAAGGUUGUUACUGAGGCCAAGGUGAAGAAGCAGCCAAUCCAGGAGCCUGCUGCUCCUACUGUCCAGGCUGUCAACACUGCUGCUGUGGAGGUUGGUGACACUGUUCUAUAGACUUCCCCAAUGGCUGGGUCUCAAAUGGCACCCUAUUCCCUAAUAGUGUACUACUUUUGACUAGGGCUCGUAAGGACUAUAAAGGAAUUAAGGUGCCAUUAAGGACACAAUAUUUAUGUCCGUUUAGGGGACCCCUUUUGGCCCAUGAGCACCCCCAGAGGCAAAAGCUCUUUAUAGCCUAUUUAAUCCCAAGAUUUCUUCUUCCUGCAGGCAAGAGUGGAGCAACCAGUGGUAGUUCAGAACAAAGCCCCUAUCACACAAGUGCCACCCCAACCCACAGAGACAGAGCCUACUGCCAAGCAGAACAGUCUACAUGUUCCAUCACAGAGUAAGUCUAUCAGAACAACCACAUGUGAAUCACACUGGAGUCUGGUCUAGUGGUAGUGCUGCAGACCCCAGACUACGUAUGUCGGCCAGCAGCUGGGGUCCGAUCCCUGCAUACACCUUACUUCACUUUAUACUUUCCUAUAGUCUAUAUCCCCACUCAUUCCUUGCUAUACUAUGAUCACAAUAGAAACACGUUAAUAUUAAAGGAGGAAUAGCUUUACCUUCCCCUCGUGCCAUUCAGAUCUAGACAUAUUAGUGCCUAGGGGGGUUAUGGGCUGCUAGGCGUUGUUUCUAUGCAGGGCCUCCAUGUUGUGUGAUUGACUGGGCCACCAAGCUGCCUGCUCACCUUCCUCCUCCCAACCAGAUGUCGUCCCCUGGUUGUGGCAAAGUGUAGCUGUUGAUUUCUGGAGUUCCCCGGUUUUCCUGAAAUCCUAUUUGGAAGAUUCCUGGAAUUAAUUUGGGAAUAAGCAGGAAGUCCGGGAAUCCUCCAACCAGGGAAAGUUACAGAAAUGUUGCAACCCUAAUCAAACACAAGGCUGUAUACAGGCAGGGCUGCAGUUCUCUCUCGCUCUCUCAGCCUCCACUCAAACUUCUCUACAGCUACACUGUUUCUCAAUCCACUCCAGGAGGACCACACCUCCAUGGGUUGCACCUUUUUGUUCCCCUUGAUUGGAGGAUUCAGGUGGUAGUACUGGGCUAGAACAAAAAUGUUCACUCCCUGGUGAUCCUUCUGGAAUGGAUUCUACACACUUCCUGGUUCUAAAGUCUUAUCUGUUUCUCUUUUUCUAUUUAAUUUUUUACAACCUGUAUCUUGUCUUACAAAGAGUCCCAUAUUGUAUUGUAAGACUUCUCUCCCUGUGUGUUUUACCCCAUAGAAAAACCUGAAGAGAGCCAGCCUUCCAAACCAGUGAUGAAGAAGAAGCGAGCAAGAAGAGAAACAUGAGUUGGAGUCAUGAACAUGAUGAAGUUAUAUGCAAAGUACUUUGGAUUAAACAACCGCUGUUCAUCCUUAAAAAAAAAUUAAUUGAAAUAAAUAAACUUCUGAGUUCUGACUGGCCAGCUUCAUGUCCAAAAUGCAGCCUGGUCAAGCGGACUGGAUCUAGAUUAACUGUAAAGCUAAAUUCUGCGAAUCUGAUCAAUAUCGUAGUUUGGGCACACACAUGAAAAUUGUUUUCCAAUUCCAAUGAAUCUUUUGAAAGAUCAUGUUUGAUGAUUAGACAUCUAGAAAAUGAAAAAUAAAUCCUGAUUUAAUAGUGAUUGUGAUGUUGUGGCUUUGAGAGGAAUAUUAUAGUGGAAGAGUCAGCCGAGUCACAUGUUAACAUUACAGGCUUUUAUUAUGCAGUCUUUUUGUUUGCUGUUUAUAUCGUGAACGGUAUUGGUGCAGUGACUCCUGCUCAAAUGGUCAAGUCCAACACUACAGAGUCGUGUUCAAUAGGGCACAUGGUAGCAAACUGUUUUGAAAGGGAAAACUAAAUAAGCGAUUGCUAUCUGACAAGUCCAGGUAGUCCUCCCUGUUUCAGUCCAUUUUGUACUGUUUGGUGCGUAAUGAACACGACCCAAGGGAAUCAUGUUUAGCAUUUGGGUGCAGGUGGUGUUAGUGGUAUCUCUACUGUUCUGCUGUACAUGGAAAAGAGACAUGCUUUCAGUUACUUGCUGUUAUUUUGACCAUCUGUGUUGUGCUCAGUCCGUGUAGGUGCUUCUACCAUUGAUGGCUGUGUUGUCCUGUCCACCUGUGGUUGAUGAUUCAAAAGUCUUCAACCUUUUGUAACCUCUUUGUAAUAAAAACGCUUCAAGCCAUAUGUAAAAAUAUUAAAAAUAAAAGGCCUUUUCUAUAUUUGAUUAGUCUAUUUUGUAUUUCUAUUGUUUUUCCUAUUAAUCAGUUACCUCUAUUUGUCUCUUAUUUUUUUUUUUUAGCAACUGACUGGUGUGUAGUGAAAAGUAAUGUUUAGUCCUGCUGUAGACAGGAUGGUUUCAAACUGCUUUAAUCAAUGAUGUACUGGUAAUGAUGCAGUAAUCAGGAAUACAAUUUGAUGCCUUAAUUGGUUGAGUAAUGUAGGCAUGUGCUCUACAAACAAUUUUUUGAUUGUGUCUCAGUUCUAUGUUGGACCAUGUUUGUUCUGCACCCUGAAUCUUUCUCCACUUGUCUUUCUCCCUCAGAUGGAAAUGUAAUAUGUGAAUUGCUUCCAUUUUUCCUGAUUGGAGAUGGUAAUGUCUCAAAGUUCAAUUAUUUUAAUGUGUUUGAUACUUGUCCUUUACCUCGGUCUUUAUUGUCAAUGUUCCAAUUGCAAUAGAUUCAAAUAUGCCCUUUGUGUGAAUUUCUACCAUAAAGAUCAUAAAGGCACUAUUGUG
Molecule: messenger RNA, 10248 nt
Organism: Coregonus sp. 'balchen'
Lineage: Eukaryota; Metazoa; Chordata; Actinopteri; Salmoniformes; Salmonidae
Source: the annotation of a GenBank genome assembly